CGUAAUAUAGGCAACUGCGACCUCAGAGUCUCAAAAUUUCAGAGAAUCCAUACGUUCAGUUUAGACGAAUCUGCUGGAGUACUGGAUAAUGUUCGAUGUAUUAUACAUCAGUAAGAGAUAAAUGCCAAGUUGACAUUAGCUAUAAUCGCGUAUGCUUAUGAUCGAAGGAGCAGAUUUCACAAUAAUGGUAAAUCUGGUAUCUCAAACACAGAAAACUUUGGCGGAGCCAUGGGUUGCCAAAGCCCCGUUGUAGGAAGUUAGAAACUGCAAGAGAGACUGCAAUAUUCUGUUUGAACGUUGGGUCGCUGUAGUCUUCUAUAGGUCAAAGAUCUGAUUUUCUCACUCUGUCAUCAUACCGAAGGCUGAUACUGAUAAUUUUGUGGAGUGAAAAAUGGCUUCUGAAGCCACAGAAAACUCUACAACAACAUAAUUGUUACCGGAUAUCAAACUAACAGGAAGAAUAACAUCGGAUAAUAAAUUGGAAAAUUGCUGAGGCCAGAAUCUCUAAUCAUAGUUUAACAUGUCGAACAUCAUGUCGAUGGCGAUAUCUCGACCAAAGAUGGCCCUCCUAGGACUGAUGUGUGUCAUAGGAACUGUGGCCUUUCUAACUUUCACACAAAUACUCACAGACUCACGCACACCUAGUGCUAAACUAUCUCACCACAUAGUAAUGGAUUAUUCCAUGAAGGAAAACCACAAGAAGACACGGGUGUCGAACAACCGGGUUGUGCAGGUACAGGACUACUGGGAACUUAUGGAGAAGAAGAUGAAUAAUCGCAGGAAACUGAUUGAAUCUAGUUGUAAAGAGAUUCACCAUAACAACAAGCGUCCCAUUCAUCCUCUUAUGUUCACGAAUAUUGUAGUAAAUGAUAAACUGAAAAUACUAUAUUGUAAAGUACCUAAAGUUGCAUGUUCUAAUUGGCUAAAGGUACUUUACAUCAUGAGUGCUGAACCAAAUAAUAUAACAUCCAUUGACCAAAUCGAAACCAAGUUUGUGCAUGAAAAAGACACAACAAAAAAAUAUUUUCCCACUCUGGAUAUGUACUCAAAACCGGAGAUAGAAUACAGACUUCAUAACUAUUUGAAAUUCGCAUUCGUUCGAAAUCCAUUCGAAAGGAUAUUUUCAGCAUAUAUGAAUAAAUUUGUGAAUAUACGCAAUGAUUAUUUCCGGAGAAAGUAUGGCACUGAGGUGUAUGACCUGAUAGAUGAAGAUGUUCCACUUGAGGAUCGACUUUCCGGAGAAAAUGUAACAUUUAGACAGUUUGCUAAAUACUUGGUGCAUCCUCGCGUUAAGAGGCCAUUUAACGAACACUGGCAACAGUAUUCAGAGCUCUGUCGACCAUGUGCCAUCCAGUAUGACAUCGUAGGCAAAUAUGAAACAAUGGAUACUGACAUGAAAUACACGCUAAAGAGGAUGGGAGUUGAGGAAAAACUGAACUACACUGGACACAGAUACUCAUUUUCGUCAACCCAAGAACAAAUGGGUGCUGCAUAUAAGACUAUCCCUAUAGAAGAUCUGAAAAAGCUCAUGCAUUUAUAUAUUCUAGACUUUACACUGUUUGGUUAUAAUUCACCAAUUUGGUAGAAUUGUUUCAGUAUCAGAAUACACCACAAAAAUUCAUGAAAUUAAAGUGCUUUAAUGUACUUGGUGUUUUUUUUAUGGAGGACAUAAUUUGCCAUCUGAGCGCUCAUUUAGAAUAAGGACUUAGUACUCAAAAAUGAGUGCCAAAUUUCCAUGUGCUUAUUUAGUGAAGAUGAGUACUCACUUAGUACUAAGUCAAAACGUAACUGAACAUAUCAAGUAAUAUUUAUUUUUAGAAUGAGUAAAAGGUGAAAAUUUAGCGGUUAUUUAGUUAAUACAUGAACAUCCAUAUAGUUUACAUUUAUCUAUAAGAUGUAAUUAAUAUUUAUUUUGUUUUUGUAUUUUUGUUUCAUAAUUUUGUUUGAGC
Messenger RNA from Owenia fusiformis, 1949 nucleotides. Lineage: Eukaryota; Metazoa; Annelida; Polychaeta; Sabellida; Oweniidae. The record is from the annotation of a GenBank genome assembly.